CUUUCAGCUUCUUUCAAAGCUUUAUGUGAUGGAUUUGAAAGAGAUCGCCGUCUACCUAGUGGUACUUUUUUCGUCCCUUGCCGAAGCGAUACGGUGUAAAUGCACAAAAGAAUCGGAGUCGGUAUCCUGCGUUCAUGGAGUAUGUGAGAUGGAGCCUGGAUCAUGUUUGAUGUUGGACCACCCAACGCUGGGGAUUCACUACACAUGCCACAAUAAAUUGCAAAAGGAUGGAUUUUGUCGAGAAAAAACAUCAAAAAGCGGCGCUCUCGUGAGGAUUUGUGGCUGUAAUUCCGACGAUUUCUGCAAUUAUUCCUAUUGGCCUGACAAAUCAGCAGAACAGCCUGCGCCACUGCCACAGCGCCAACCAGAAGCACCUCCACGUAUUUCCGUACAGAGCGCAGCCAGCUCAAUACUGCUGCAGAAGACGUUGGCGCUUCUUCUGUUGAUGCUUUCGUUAUAGCACUCUAAGCUCAGAAAUAUCCAUACGCUAGCGUCUUCCAUUCGUUUUUUGAGCCUGGUUGAAUGUGCUCUUACCUGCUCACUCUCACAUCCGUCCAUGCUAUUUUGUAUCACUCCGAUCUUCCUGUACAUGCCACCCACAGUAACUACGAAUUUGUAUUUUAUUUUUGUUCAGUAUUCUCAGUGUCGCAACUGUGGAAGAUGGUUUUGCACUCGAUUGUGAUAUGCUAUAAUUAUGAUAAAGUGGUCUCG
Cylicocyclus nassatus is the source of this 711-nucleotide messenger RNA. The record is from the annotation of a GenBank genome assembly. Lineage: Eukaryota; Metazoa; Nematoda; Chromadorea; Rhabditida; Strongylidae.